This is a messenger RNA of Acanthisitta chloris (rifleman), 596 nucleotides long. It is a transcript of the gene LYRM1, whose product is annotated as LYR motif containing 1. The record is from RefSeq and is a predicted model, not a curated record. The transcript has 4 exons. Gene Ontology annotation, cellular component: mitochondrion. Bases 1 to 378 code for a protein of 125 amino acids. Lineage: Eukaryota; Metazoa; Chordata; Aves; Passeriformes; Acanthisittidae.
AUGAACAGUAUGAUACCAGCAACUCGACAACAAGUUCUUGGCCUUUACCGCAAGAUAUUCCAGAUAGCCAAAAAAUGGCAAUCGGCAUCAGGACAGAUAGAAGAAACUCUUAAAGAGAAAGAGUACAUUAAAAAUGAAGCCAGGACAUUAUUCAGGAAAAACAAACACGUAACAGAUCCUAAACUGAUUAAGCAAUGUAUAGAAGAAUGUGAGGCAAGAAUAGAGAUUGGACUUCACUAUAACAUCCCCUACCCGAGACCUAUCCAUCUGCCUCCUAUGGGUCUUGCCUACAAACAAGGCCGUGUGUUGCAACACCAGGAAAAGCUAAGGAAGAUUUCUAAGCCAAUAUACCUGAAAUCCCAUGAUGAAGUUUCAUAACCCACCAUUUAAGAUGUGAUGUGUAAUCACAUCCUUUAAGCUGUGAACUGCACUCCAGGUGAUCUGUGUGCACAACUGUGAAUGAAGCUGUUUUGGUCACACAUUUCCUGAGACCAAAAAGCCAAUUGAUGAUAUAUUUUGUAUGAUGGAUAAGGUUGGUCAAGUAUUUAUUACACUUCAACCACUGACUUGUCAACAAAAGUAACACUUUCCAAGGA